AUGAAGCAAGAUAUUGAACUUCCCGCAUUUUUUGAGGACUACAGAGCCGCUCUUGGGGAAACCAUCAAGGAAUGUGUUCAUGUGAAUACUGAGAGGGCAUCCACAGGCACAUUUGACAGCAAGUUUGGCGGGCACCCGUACUUUCCAAAAGGGGAGAUGUAUCCUGUGGAUGAGAAAGGCAAACCCAUGAGGCUGCUAGCACAGAUCAACUUUGAGCAGGUCCCACAUAUCAGGAAUUAUCCUAAGGCGGGCAUUCUCCAGUUUUACUUAAGCCGCUUUGACAAGCACUAUGGGUGUUCUUUUGGUAGAAGCAUAGAGCAGAAAAACUAUCGCGUUAUUUUCUUUGAUAACAUUGAAACAGAUGAGUCCAAAUUACUGUCUGAUUUCUCGUUCGCGAAUGCCGACGAAGAAUUAUUUCCCAUCAAAUCCGAGGGCAAGCUCACAUUCACCAAAGACACCCAGAUUAUCACGGCAAAUGACUUUCGUUUUGCGCCGCUGUUUGGCGCUGAAGAUAUUGAGGAGCACGAUGAUGAGCUCGAGCAGUACUUUGAAAUGUAUGACCCUUUUUCCCACCUUAUCGGCGGUUAUCCAAAUUUUGUGCAAUAUGAUCCUCGGGAGUAUCACCACCCGGAACUGACAGAAUUACUCCUACAGGUCGAAUCGGACAACACUCUCGACAUCAUGUGGGGCGACUGCGGAGUGGCCAAUUUCUUUAUUUCGUUAAAGGAUGUCAAAAACAAAAACUUUAGCAAGGUCUUGUAUAACUGGGACUGCUCUUAA
Molecule: messenger RNA, 780 nt
Organism: Lachancea thermotolerans CBS 6340
Lineage: Eukaryota; Fungi; Ascomycota; Saccharomycetes; Saccharomycetales; Saccharomycetaceae
Product: YwqG family protein
Exons: 1
Coding region: 1-780 (259 amino acids)
Source: RefSeq, a predicted model, not a curated record